AUACGACACCGGAAGCAUACUCCCAUGUCACUGCGGCGCCUCCGAAAUCGAGCGAUCGCGAUUCUCAGUCGAGCGGCGAGCGAGAGCGAGACGAGAGUGAUGAUGAUGGAGGGAGUGGAGGGAGACGCGGCGGCGGUGGCGGCGGCGCCGCGCUACGUGCUGAACCCGGCGCGGAUCAGCAGCGAGGACAUCCUCUUCUGCGUCGACGUCGACGCGGAGUCCCUGGUCGAGAUGAAGGCGACGGGCCCCGGCGGCCGCCCCUUCGCCCGCCUCGACGCCAUCAAGCAGUCCCUCCUCCUCUUCGUCCACUCCAAGCUCGCCAUCAACCCCGACCACCGCUUCGCCUUCGCCACCCUCUCCAAAUCCGCUGCCUGGCUCCGUAAGGAGUUCAGCAGUGAUGUAGAGUCUGCAGCUGCUGCAAUUCGGAGUCUUUCGGCCACCUCAGCUUGUGGUCAUGCAGAUUUAACGCAGCUAUUCCGAAUCGCGGCUCAUGAAGCUAAGAAAUCUCGCAUGCAAAAUAGAAUUUUCAGGGUGAUUCUCAUAUACUGCAGAUCAUCCAUACAGCCUCAGCACCAGUGGCCAGUUAACCAAAAGCUCUUCACUCUGGAUGUCAUCUACCUCCACGACAAGCCUGGACCAGAUAAUUGCCCGCAGCAGGUGUAUGAUGCCCUCGUCGAUGCGCUUGAACAUGUGAGUGAAUAUGAAGGCCACAUCCAUGAGAGCGGUCAGGGCCUCACACGCAUCCUCUUUCGUCACAUGUGCAUGCUACUGUCGCACCCUCAACAGCGAUGUCCUCAAGACUACCUCGACAUUCCCAAGUCCCUUGUAAAAAAUCACCUGCUGCCGACUCCGCACCUGCCGAAGAGAGCGCAAUUGUGCCCCGCCAAUGAGAGCAAAAGACUGUUUGUGGGUUAGUGAUCGGUACUUAAAUGUUUGGCUUUUGCAAUGUGUCUGAGAGCUUUUAUCAGCUGUUGGUCUUUCUGGAAGUGAAUCUGCAACUGCAAUUAGCUUGAUGACCUUCAGCUGAGCUCCGAAGUUUUCCCGACGACUCCCCCUUCUUGAGGUUAUGUAUAUUUACGUUGCAGAACCUGUAAAUUUCAAUUGCAAUGUCCUGAUCAUGUUUAGUCAUGGGUUAGAUCGUAUCUCGGAUGUCCAGUGUUCUUUGCAGGUUUGCAUUUGGUAAACCUAUCAACUGAAUGUCUUGUGCCUCCAUGAUAUGUUAUUACAGCUCCACA
Molecule: messenger RNA, 1235 nt
Organism: Eucalyptus grandis
Lineage: Eukaryota; Viridiplantae; Streptophyta; Magnoliopsida; Myrtales; Myrtaceae
Exons: 3
Coding region: 25-915 (296 amino acids)
Biological process (GO): positive regulation of DNA repair
Cellular component (GO): BRCA1-A complex; BRISC complex
Source: RefSeq, a predicted model, not a curated record